AUGGAAUUUCCCACUCAGCGACGACCGCCACGCUCAGCUCGUCCUGGCCAACACAGCUCGCAGGAGCAACCCCCGCGAAACCAGUUCUUGCCCUCAGAGGGAUCUAGAGGCAACGUAUCCUUUCAAAAUGUAGAGCAGGGCGACCGCCAUAGCGCGCUUGACCAGCAGCGUCAGCGUUCGUUGCCAUCGGCAUACCAGAACAACCAGUUUUCAGCGGACGUAGAGGCAUUGGACAAUGGUGCGGACCCAGCAAGGGUGGGAAGGAAAAAGAGCCUUGUGAGGCCUGACCGUGAAAAGAUAGAGCCUGGCCACAGGCAAUGGCAUUACCGAAGUCAUGUCGCCCAGUUGGAAGAAGAGGGCACGGGCAGACUGGGCGUUAUACCCUCAACAACGGGAAACUAUCCUCAGACGGACUUGCGUAGAGGAAAGUCAAUUCUUGGUCGCGACGAGGAUGUGCACGAGUCAGGUCUUUCCUUGUUCAAGCGCGGCACGACGUUGCGUCGGAAGCGGCAAGUUACCUCGCCAUCGCAGUCACCCAUGCUCCCACAGGAAAAGCAGAGGACGGGGUGCCUGGGCGACUUUGCACCUGGCCCAAAGGGACCAUGGAUGGUAUACUGUUACCUGUUGACAUGCUGGAUCCCUACUCCUCUAAUGCGAGCAUGCGGUCUGCGGAGUCCCGAACAACAGCGCGCUUGGAGGGAAAAGAUGGGGCUGAUUAGCAUUAUUAUGAUCCUCAUGGCGGGUGUUGGAUACAUCACUUUCGGGUUCACCGAGUCCGUCUGCGGUACACCGGCCAAUCGAUACCACGGAGGUGCCAUCGGAGACUCAUACAUCGGCAAGGGCUCCAUCACCAUCCACGGAUAUGAUUACGAUGUUUCCACAUUCAAGCAUCCCGCAGUUGGCACCUUCAAUGGCGAGACGACCAUUCUCGACGACUGGCCGGGCUUGGCGGGUAACGAUGCGUCAUUCUUGUUCCAAGUUACAAACGAGAACUGUCUCGGUAUCAUUACCAAGGCAUCAUCGUCUAGCAUCACUGGAAGCGGCGACACCCUCGACUGGUAUUUCCCGUGCAACAUUUUCGAUCAGGACGGUUCAUCGGGUGUUAACCUUACGGACUAUGAGGAUUCGACAAAUUGUCAUGCGAAUUCGACCGCCCGUUCGGAAUUCAAAUCAAUGAAGGCCCAGGGCGAGGUCUAUUUCACAUGGAAUGACGUUCGCAGUACAACUCGAAAUCUUGCGGUUUAUGAACAGAAUGUCCUUGAUCUUAACCUUCUCAACUGGCUCAGCGGGGCCCAAGUAGAUUACCCGUCAAUCUUCGACGAAAUGAAGACAGCCAACGGUACAUACAAUGGUCGGGAUCUCACUAUGAUGUUGAUGCGCACCAAGCAAGAAGAUAUUGGUCACUGCUUACAAGAUGUCAUCACCAUCGGCUUUAUCGAUACCAACAGUAUCGGUUGCGUUGCAUCCGAUGUCGUUUUAUACCUUUCGCUCAUUUUCAUUGUUGGAGUGGUUGUCAUUCGUUUCGGCAUGGCUGUGUUGUUCCAGUGGUUCUUCUCGUGGAGACUGGGCAACUUUCCCAAGGAAACAUACGACCAACGCAUGCAGCGAUCGCAGGAAAUCGAAAACUGGACUAAUGAUAUUUAUCGGGCCGCUCCCAGCGAGUAUCGACCGAACGUCAGCAAGCAUGGUCUUCGGAGCAAUAAGAAGGGCUUCUUGCCCAGUACUUCUCGCUUCACACCUGCUGAGAAUACACUCGGUAGACCCACGACUGCGUACGGUAUGCUGGAUUCCUCGUCGUCUUCGAAUUACAAGAGGUCGGUUUAUGCGCCGUCUGUGAAGGGCACUGGGAAAGCUCCGGCGGAUUCUGCUAGUUACCGUCCGUCAAAGAGCGUGGUCUCUUUGGGCGAUCGUAGCACGUUCAUCGAGAGCCCGUGUCCCUUCCCUCUGCAUAACGUCGUUCCCCAGCCCCCUCAUGACUUUGAACCGUUCAAUUUCCCUCUGGCGCAUACCAUAUGUUUGGUCACGGCUUACUCAGAAUCCGUAGAGGGUUUGCGCACGACCCUGGAUUCUUUGGCCACGACGGAUUAUCCGAACAGUCACAAGCUAAUUUUGGUUAUCGCUGAUGGAAUGGUCAAGGGUGAUGGGAAUGAUAAGACAACUCCGGACAUCUGUUUGUCCAUGAUGAAGGACCUCGUCAUCGCGGCGGACGAUGUUGAGCCGCACUCUUAUGUCGCCAUCGCUGACGGACACAAGAAGCAUAACAUGGCCAAGGUGUAUGCUGGGUUCUACGAUUAUGAUGAUGCUACCAUCGAGAGGUCGAAGCAGCAGCGUGUCCCUAUGGUCUUGGUCGCCAAGUGCGGUAAUCCUCUGGAAGCCAACGAAGCCAAACCGGGUAAUCGUGGAAAACGGGACAGUCAAAUCGUGUUAAUGGCCUUCAUGCAGAAGGUGAUGUUCGAUGAACGGAUGACUACCUUUGAGUACGAGUUCUUUAACUCGAUUUGGAGGGUAACGGGUGUCAGUCCGGAUCGGUACGAACUUGUGCUUUGUGUCGACGCUGAUACGAAGGUCUUCCCGGAUUCGUUGACGCGUAUGGUAUCUUGCAUGGUGUGCGAUGAGGAGAUUAUGGGCUUGUGUGGUGAGACUAAGAUUGCGAACAAGGCUGAGACGUUUGUGACCAUGAUGCAAGGCAUUUAUUUGUUUUUUUUUAAAUACUACAUUUCUCACCAUCUGACAAAGGCUUUCGAGUCGAUGUUUGGUGGUGUCACUUGUUUGCCGGGUUGUUUCAGUAUGUACAGGAUCAAGGCUCCGAAAGGCGAUUCAGGUUAUUGGGUCCCGAUCAUGGCUAACCCGGAUAUCGUGGAACAUUACUCGGAAAAUGUCGUCGAUACCCUGCACAAGAAGAAUCUUCUGCUUUUGGGAGAGGAUCGGUAUCUUACCACGCUCAUGCUCAAGACCUUCCCUAAACGUAAAAACGUGUUCUGUCCGCAGGCGGUCUGCAAGACGGUGGUCCCUGAUACUUUCCGCAUCCUGCUUUCACAGCGUCGACGAUGGAUCAACUCGACGAUUCACAAUCUGUUCGAGUUGGUUUUGGUACGGGAUUUGUGCGGUACAUUCUGUUUCUCGAUGCAGUUCGUCGUUGGUAUGGAGUUGGCUGGUACCCUUGUUCUACCCGCUGCCAUCGCAUUCACGCUUUAUCUCAUUAUCGUGUCCAUCAUCCCGGGAGGCACGAAUACGACCAUCCCGCUUAUUCUACUCGCCAUCGUGCUCGGUCUUCCUGGUGUCCUGAUCGUUAUCACAUCCCGCAAGAUCGCGUAUAUCGGUUGGAUGUUGGUGUACCUCCUGUCGCUCCCCGUCUGGAACGGUAUUCUCCCUGCGUAUGCUUUUUGGCAUUUUGAUGACUUCUCUUGGGGUCAGACCCGGAAAGUCGUUGGUGAUAAAACGGGUGCUCAUGGGGAUAAAGAGGGGGAGUUUGAUUCGACGCAUAUUGUGAUGAAGAGAUGGGCCGAGUUUGAGAGGGAGCGUCGAUGGAAGAGUGGGACCCAGUCGAGGGACUCUACGUAUGAGAGGAGGACGGAUAGUAAUCGAUACUCUAUUGCUUCGAAUUCGGAUACCUUCCAUCCAUCCUCUGCGGCAUACGAUGGUAGCACGGUGGAGUCUGCCGCUUUCUCCCCACGACAGCGUCAUGAUAGCAAUGCGCUUCUCAUGCUUCCUGCGCCUCUUUCUGUAAAUCGUGCAACGACGUCAUCUGCUGCGUCGUCCGUUGGAGUGUCGCGGUCGAGUGAAGAGAACGUGUACUUGGACGCGGCAGGAUCUGGUUCCAACCUUCGGCUUGUCCCGAGUGUACAAUCUGCCGAUCAAUACAGCGAUUCGUACGAGUCGAGUAAUAAUACGUCGACGGGGGUACAGUCCAAGCGCUAUUCUACACCUCCGCCAGAGCUGCGAUACGAAUCACCUGUUCCUCGUCUAGCAACACAGGGUUUCCGGAGCAACACUUCAUCGGUGGAAGGGCCUAGCGGAAGUGGGAGCGGGAGCAGCAAUCCAUUUUAUACCAUGACAACGUCACCUACGUCUUACGAUGAACACAACCAUCUGUACUCACCAGCGGAAUCGGAGGAUACAGUCGGCGGCGGCGGAUACCGGAGUGGUGCUGUUCGUGGCGGUGUGCGAUUGACUGACAGUGGGCCUGUGCCUCCCCCUGAAGGUGUCCGUCGUGUAUCGAGGCCAGCUGGUGGACGACGGUCUUCGUCUCAAGUGCCUCAGAAUAGGUAUUCACGAAACUCGACGGUGUUUAGUCUUCCGCCUGGUGCUGCGGCGCCUCAGCACGGUUUUGGAAACAAUUAA
Guyanagaster necrorhizus is the source of this 4341-nucleotide messenger RNA. Its product is annotated as glycosyltransferase family 2 protein. The transcript is spliced from 6 exons. Gene Ontology annotation, cellular component: cell periphery; cell septum. Bases 1 to 4341 code for a protein of 1446 amino acids. The record is from RefSeq and is a predicted model, not a curated record. Gene Ontology annotation, molecular function: chitin synthase activity. Gene Ontology annotation, biological process: chitin biosynthetic process. Lineage: Eukaryota; Fungi; Basidiomycota; Agaricomycetes; Agaricales; Physalacriaceae.